AUGCCAAAGGCAAUGCUAGAGACUGGUUCGAAUACUGAAAAAGUUGAGGAAAGUGAAAGUGAUAAUUUGACUAUUGAAGAUAAAAGGUCAUUGAUUAGGCGGGAUCCCUCAUUCUCGGGCUGGAGUGAAGAGGAUGGGAACAUCCAUCCAUCUCUAUCAGAAAAUGAGGAUGUAAAUUCAGAGGACUUCAAUUUUGAACAGACUUUGGUACAGCGGAGUGCGUUGGAAAAUGCGUAUUUAGGGGGAGAGAAACACCAUUCAAGUAAGCUUCAGAUAAGGAUGGAUAGUAGUAGUGAUAUGGAUGAUGCAUCGACUAAUGAUUUGAGAAACGGGAACAAGAAUUAUGAGCCCUUUGAUGUUGAAAAUGAUCACAGAUAUUCUAGUACUGGGGCAAAUGGCUCUGAUUAUAUGGAUUACCAUGGUACAUCGAAGUCAAAUUCGAAGAACUCUAUUUCUGUUGCUGAUCUUCUGAAAACUUUGUUUUUUAUACUCAUGUGGUACACAUUCAGUACAUUCUUGACGCUGUAUAAUAAAACUCUAUUAGGGGAUCAUCUGGGGAAAUUCCCUGCUCCCUUACUGAUGAAUACUAUACACUUUACAAUGCAAGCUGUUUUGUCAAAGGCCAUUACUUGGUUUUGGUCUGAAAGAUUUCAACCCUCUGAUAUGUCAUGGAGGGAUUACUUUAUGAGAGUUGUACCAACGGCCCUCAGCACUGCAAUGGAUGUUAAUCUGAGCAAUGCAUCACUUGUUUUCAUCUCUGUUACAUUCGCCACUAUGUGUAAAUCAGCCGCACCAAUAUUUCUUCUUAUUUUUGCGUUUGCAUUCAGACUGGAGUCUCCAAGUGUUAAGCUGCUUGGUAUCAUGUUAGUCAUCUCUGUUGGAAUAUUAUUGACAGUUGCAAAGGAGACGGAAUUUGAAUUUUGGGGUUUUAUCUUCGUUAUGCUUGCUGCUGUUAUGUCUGGUUUUCGCUGGACAAUGACUCAGAUCCUUCUUCAGAAAGAAGUAUAUGGUCUCAAAAAUCCACUCACUUUAAUGAGCUAUGUGACCCCAAUAAUGGCGAUUUCAACUGCUCUACUUUCUCUUAUAUUGGAUCCAUGGCAUGAAUUCAGAACGAGUGAUUAUUUUGACAGCUCAUGGCAUAUUACAAGAAGUUGUUUUCUGAUGUUGUUUGGUGGAACUUUGGCUUUCUUCAUGGUAUUAACAGAAUACAUUCUGGUAUCAGUAACUAGUGCAGUAACAGUAACAAUAGCAGGGGUUGUCAAGGAGGCUGUCACCAUCUUGGUUGCCGUUUUCUAUUUCCACGACGAGUUCACCUGGUUGAAAGGGGUUGGUCUUGUGACGAUAAUGGUUGGUGUCAGUUUAUUUAACUGGUACAAGUACCAGAAGUUGCAGAAGGGCGAGGUAAGUGCAGAUGGAAUGGGAGGUUCAACAACAGAUAAUUCACCGUCAAAGUAUGUUAUUCUCGAUGAGAUGGACGAGGAAGAAGAUAUCCCUGGAGGUAUUAGUUCUAAUACUAUAGGAUUCCCUCGGCUUGUCUGGGCUGAUAAUGGAAAUAAUCCAUUCAGGAUCAAUGCAACCUUGAAACUCACAUCAGCAGGACAAUGGCUGGAUGUACUUGACAAGUGCAGUGAAGAUAUGCAGUCUCAUGGAGCUGAAGUUUUUAUGCAGGUGGCGGCUGGUGUUGAGGGUUCUAAAGAAGUUGAAAACACCAGGAUUAUGAUUUCAUAA
Messenger RNA from Fraxinus pennsylvanica, 1728 nucleotides. The record is from the annotation of a GenBank genome assembly. Lineage: Eukaryota; Viridiplantae; Streptophyta; Magnoliopsida; Lamiales; Oleaceae.